GUGGAAAAGGACCAUAAAACAAACCCCCGCUGAAAAGGUAACUUUCAUGAACUCCCAAGUGUCAAACUGUCAACUAUCCCUUCCCCAAUAUUUCAACUUCCCUUCCAGUAGACGGAUUCCGAAUCUCCCCCGCCGAUUUCACUUUUUUAUGUCGAGCAGCAGUUUCCGGCGCAGAAUUCCGCCCACUUCUGGUCUCUCCAACAACAUCAGACGCCAGAAUCUCUCUCCGUCCCCGCGCCGGGCAACUCCCCCCAGAAAUCGCCGUCCUUCCAAGCCCUCCAAAUUCACCAGAUGCUCGUCCGAGCCGAACCUUUGGACCGCCGACGCCAACGCCAACGCCGAUGACGCCAACGCCGACGCCGGCGAUGGAGAUGAGCGGUCGGAGAGGGAAGGGGAAGCGAUUCUUUUCCGUCCGCAUACGUUUUCGGAAGCCUUUGCGUCAUCACCUCUGUUGAUACCUUCCCCCCGUCGAGGCUUCGAGGGCUACAAGAAGGAUGCGAAAGUAGUGAUCAAUGUGACUGUUGAAGGGAGCCCAGGGCCAGUUCGAACCAUGGUUAAAUUGGGAUCUAGCGUGGAGGAGACGAUAAAGCUUGUUGUCGCCAAAUAUGGCGAAGAAGGAAGAACUCCAAAACUUGAGCGGGAUUCAGCAUCGGCGUUUGAAUUGCAUCACUCGUAUUUUAGCCUCCAAAGUCUUGACAGGGCAGAGAUAAUUGGGGAAAUUGGUAGCAGAAGCUUCUAUCUUCGGAAGAGCAAUAAUAGCUCUGGAGAAGCUGGUGAUUGCAGUCAAGAAAUUGGCAAGGAAACCAGAGAUGUUGCUGUUGCUCCACCAAUUCCUCCUGGGUUCUUGCUUACCGGAUUCAUUGCCAGGAAAAUGGCCAAAAUUGUAAGAAGAACGCGUAAAAUCUGGAACUUCAUAGUCUGCUUGAAAUGAGCCUGAGCCUAACCAGUUCUGCAACUGUAACAGUGACACACCAUUUUAUAUGCGUUGCUCUCUUUAACCUUAUUCUCCAAUUUUUCUUUUCUACUAAACCAUUCCACCCAAAUAAAACUGUACAUUUUUUUUUUCUUUCGAGACUAUUACAUUUAUAGGAGAGUGGAAGUGGAACUGUGGGAAGGGGAUUCAACUCCUGAGAGGAAGCAUUGGACCAGUAUACAUUUGUCGUGGGAUGAUAUAUACCUACUUAUCAGUUAACACCUAAAUCUUAACGUUGUUGAUGAAUUGAGACGGUUGCAAGACUGUAAUGGUAAA
Messenger RNA from Momordica charantia (bitter melon), 1249 nucleotides. RefSeq names its product PPR containing protein. The record is from RefSeq and is a predicted model, not a curated record. Lineage: Eukaryota; Viridiplantae; Streptophyta; Magnoliopsida; Cucurbitales; Cucurbitaceae.